This is a messenger RNA of Diospyros lotus (date-plum), 1291 nucleotides long. RefSeq names its product OVARIAN TUMOR DOMAIN-containing deubiquitinating enzyme 12-like. Gene Ontology annotation, biological process: protein deubiquitination. The coding region runs from base 400 to 1083 and encodes 227 amino acids. NCBI's taxonomy places the organism in Eukaryota, Viridiplantae, Streptophyta, Magnoliopsida, Ericales, Ebenaceae. Gene Ontology annotation, molecular function: cysteine-type deubiquitinase activity. The transcript has 11 exons. The record is from RefSeq and is a predicted model, not a curated record.
CCAACUACCGUAAUACAAUACAAGUCCUAACUGUACCGACAUCAGAAAUUUCGCACGCAAAGUUGGAUAGUUUGAUCAUCUGCCGAUUCUGAUCCCCGUCUGAGGAUCGCUUCUCUUUUCUCUAGUGUGUACGAUAACGCGUCCCGAUCAAAAUUAACGUAGAAGUUCAUCCAUUGCAAUCGCCAGACGCAUUACUGCACACUCCUACUGCUGAAGAAAGCCUGCUGAGCAGCAAAGUAGACAGUAACCACUAUUGAGCAGUGCUUUCGAUUCAAGUUCAUAGAGAGAGAGAGCUUUUUCUAGAAAGGGCUAAACAAAUAUUUCAUAUAUUAUCAAGAAAGAGCAUAUUUAAGAGAGGGAACAGUUAAACAUAAGCUCAACGUAGGGUGAAGUUACAUCAUGAGAACUGGAACUGAGAGCAUGGGUGAAUCUUCUAGCUCAACUUCAUUAAGCAGUCAACGGGAUGUUGAUGAUGAUAGGAUGAUUGCUGUUGUACUGUCUGAAGAGUAUGCGAAAUUAGAUGGGGCAGUUGGUCGACGACUUUCCAACCUUGCACCAGUUCCUCAUAUCCCGAGAAUAAAUUCAUUCAUCCCCAAUGUGAAUGAUGCUAGUUUGGAUCACCAACGGUUGCUGCAGAGAUUAAAUGUUUAUGGUUUGUAUGAAGUGAAGGUCUCUGGGGAUGGCAAUUGUCAGUUUCGUGCUCUCUCAGACCAGAUGUAUAGGUCGCCCGAGUAUCACAAGCAUGUUCGCAAAGAGGUCGUGAAACAGCUUAAAGAUUACCGCUCCCUGUAUGAAGGCUAUGUUCCAAUGAAGUACAAACAGUAUUACAAGAAAAUGGCGAAAUCUGGUGAAUGGGGUGACCAUGUUACCUUACAAGCAGCAGCAGAUAAGUUUGCUGCGAAGAUAUGCCUUUUGACUUCAUUCCGAGAUACUUGUUUCAUUGAAAUCAGUCCACAACAUCAGGCACCCAAACGAGAGCUGUGGUUGAGUUUUUGGUCAGAAGUGCAUUACAAUUCACUUUAUGACAUCAAAGAGGCUCCCGUACACCAGCAUAAGCAGAAGAGGAAGCACUGGUUGUUUUAGCUGGUGAAUACUUGUUCAUGUUGCUACAUUGUGUAUAGUUUCCACAGAUGUACGUACACUUGAUAUAGUUGUAGUAACAUACAAGAAGUAAUCUCCAUGUGUUGAUGUCUUGAGACAAAGUGAGGAAUAUUUGUUUAUUCUUAUACAACAGCACAAUUUAUUGUAUAUGGUCGGUCACAUAUUCUCGUUAUAGAUUCUAUUGAUUGUA